AUGUCGCGAAACGUAUGCAUUACUGGUGCGGAGGGCCAAACUGGCCACCUAAUUGCCAACUUACUGCUUCAACAAGACAAAUAUCCGGACAUCGAUAGGGUUGAUUCGGUGGUGGCUUUAACGCUUCACCCCAGACACCAUCAUGUGAAGGAACUACAGUCGCUCGGCGCCAAAAUUGUUCAUCAUAUUCCCGGACGAGAGAAAGUCGUGGCGAAUGCUCUCAAGGAGACAGGCUGCGACACUAUCUGCCUGGUGCCACCGGCCCAUAAGGAUAAGCAUGAUAUAUGCGUAGAACUAGUCCAAGCCGCCAAGAAGGCCGGUAUACAAAACGUGCUGCUCAUCAGCUCUGCAGGCGCCGACUACGCAGAUCAUAAGCGCCAGCCCCGUCUGAGGGAGUUCAUCGAGCUCGAGAGUCUAGUCCUGUCUACUAAGGGGGAUCCGUCGGCUCCGCUUGGGCACUCCCCUUGUGUGAUCAGGGCUGGCUUCUAUGCCGAGAAUAUACUGCUCUAUGCACCGCAAGCACAGUCCGAAGGCAGCCUUCCGCUGCCCAUUGGAAAGGAACAUAAGUUUGCCCCGGUGGCUCUCGGCGAUAUUGCCCAAGUCGCCGCCCACGUUUUAUCCGGCAAAGGCCCACACGGGUUCGACGACAAGCAUCGCGGGCAGAUGAUGAUCGUUACUGGUCCUCAGCUAUGCGCCGGAGAAGAACUUGCCACAGCGGCAAGUACAGCCCUCGACAGUCCAAUGCAGUUUGAAGAUAUUUCACCGGCGGAAGCGAAGAAAGUCCUUAAGGCACAAGCGUCCGAGGUCGAUGAGUCGGAGAAGGAGUAUUUACUCGAGUACUACAGCCUCGUGCGUGAGGGUAAGACGAACUACAUCGCGACCACGGCGUUCCACGACGUCACCGGGAACCACCCUACUCAGCCUACGGACUUUUUCAAGAUGUAUUCGGAUGAUUUUCGUCCAAAGAAGAAGGCUAAGCAGAACCAUUCAUGA
Messenger RNA from Daldinia caldariorum, 993 nucleotides. RefSeq names its product NAD(P)-binding protein. The coding region runs from base 1 to 993 and encodes 330 amino acids. Lineage: Eukaryota; Fungi; Ascomycota; Sordariomycetes; Xylariales; Hypoxylaceae. The record is from RefSeq and is a predicted model, not a curated record. The transcript is spliced from 5 exons.